Molecule: messenger RNA, 4386 nt
Organism: Apis mellifera (honey bee)
Lineage: Eukaryota; Metazoa; Arthropoda; Insecta; Hymenoptera; Apidae
Product: tensin-1
Exons: 8
Coding region: 2097-3704 (535 amino acids)
Source: RefSeq, a predicted model, not a curated record
GCGACCGUCCAGCACCGGGGGAGGGGGUGAAAAUCCACCACCGGCAUCUCGACUGGCAGCCCUACCGGUUGACAGUAGAGAGAAGGCACGCGAAGCCACUCCUGCCGCCUCGUCCAAUCUAAAAAUCGUUUCCCAGAUUUUUAGUCGAAACUGUUACGCGCUCCCUCUCUUCCUCUCUCUCUCUCUCUCUCUCCUCUCCACUCUUUCUAAUUGUUUCAACCCGUUAAUUUAUCGACCUAUUCAUCCGUACAAUUUCUUAGAAAAAAGAAACGGUGUCUGAAAGUGAGCGUUGCGGUAGCGAAGCCGGAAUGUCGCCACGUUAAGAUCGUCUUUCUGCUCGUAAAUCCGACUGCGUUCGUAUCAGGAGGAACGGUAUAACGGAGCCGUAUCCGGCAGUGGUUGUCCAGUGCAAAGAGAGAAGAAAACGUGUGAAACUAGUAUUAUUAUAUAUCGGAGAAAGAGAAAGAGAGAGAGGGAGAGGGAGAGCUUCGGGCGAGAGUACUUGUUCCGAGGCGAAGAUUUUCCGAACGAGGAUGAGAAGAAGAUAGGAGGAACGAAUUUCCUCGAGAAAUUUUCUCGGGGGAAAAUUGCGGGGGCUCGGAUUCUUUCUCGGAUUGGAAGAGUCGUCGCAAAGCCGGAAAGAUAAAGGAAGAAAGGGGGAAAAAAAGGUGGAGAAAAAGGGAGACUUAACGCGCUUAGAGUAGUAGACGGUUGACAGUCGACGAGGACGAAGCGAAAGGCAGCUUCGAACUUGUUAACCGGUUUCCGCGGAUCGGCAUGCAGAACGACACUCCGCGAGGACUACGUACGCCACGAAGUGGAGCCCCCGAUGUUCCGUGCGUGUCCCACGCGUAAAGCGAUCGGACCGGUCUGCCGGAUCAGAGACGGAUGAUCACCUGCCAACGAUAGUAUACCUUACAGCGGUACAAGCUGGUACUGGAUAAUUUUCGAAGAGGCUGAGAAUGGAUGAGAAACCAUGAGCACGAACCUGUGAAACGAUUCUAUUUGUGAAUAAUAUUUUAUUAUUUAUUUCGAGUUCGAGCGUUGGAGGGAAGAAACCAUGUUUGCAUUACGAGGAUUUUUGAAAUAGAGAAAGAGAGAAGGAUGGAAAGAUUAUUGUUUCAACGAUUGGAAAAAGGAAGGGAGUGAGGAGACAUCGACGCGGGGGAAGGAAGGAAACUAGCGCGUCGAUCAUCGAAACGUGCUUCCCUCGUGGUUUCGUGAGAUAUUUUUAAUACUUCUGUGAGUGUGAUCCAUCGAAUCGGUUGUUUUUUCUCGGUUGGUGAAAUGGAGAGAGAGAGUUUCUUCUGUCUUAUCUGAGAUGCACGAAAGAAUUCUUUAUUUCCAGAGUAUAUAUAUAUACGUGUAUAUAUGUACUUGUUACACGUUGCGCAUUGUUGAUCCACCAAGUGAAAUUCCAGAUAAAAGAGUUUGUGCCUGUUUGUUCGCCGAUAAGUGAAUGAAGGUUUUUCAAUAGUGUUGAAUCGUAUCGCUUGUACAACCGGUAUGCCGGUAGUAUGCGAAUUAGAAAGUGUGCUAGGUGGUGCCAUGGACACAAGUGGGUGCCCCGCUCGAGUUAACUCGAUUUACCUUCGAAAAUAGAAGAAUUCGAAAUAAACGAAGGAUGAGAGAUCCGAGAUUAGUGUCCCCUUUCGUCCUCGUGCUUUGAAAAAAAGGAAAAAGUAUCCGAUCGAGUUCGAUCGUUGACGAAUCACGAAAAUUUACGAUGUCCGGUUAUUUCUCUCAUCUUCCUUGAACUCGUGCAAGAGAACGACGUUACACGCGUCUUCGAAAGGAUAAAGUGAAUCGUGACGGAAGGAAUCUAAGCGUGAUUUGUUCGAGAUUAAUCGGGAUCAACCGUGCUCGACAAUAUGUUCAGUGAAUGGAAGAACGUAUUACACGGAUCGUGAUUUGUCGAGUGAUCUUUUUUUUUUCUGUUCCUUUCUUUUUUUUUCUCUUUCUCUCACUUCGUGUAUUUCGUAUCGCACCGAGUUGGAUCUUAAUUAACCGGAAAAAUUGGCAAAAUUUGGCGAAAGCCGCAAACCGUGCGCUUCGAAUCGUGUUGGAGGACGAAGAAGUGCAACGGUCGCCGUGGCAUGAGGAGGUUCACACGCAGGCGCAAAACCCUGGCCGCAUUCUCUGCGAUUAUGGGACGCCUUGGUAAAGGCUCGCAGAGCAGCACGACGAGGCCCAUCUUCAGGGUACAGUAUCGCAAACUCGUGGACGAGUACAACUCGCAGCAACAGGAACAGCUGAAGUUCAUGCCAGCGUUACCCGAUUACAUGUCGUACUGCUGUUGCCGAUGUGGUCACACUCAAAAACUCAAAGCGGAGGAGUUAAACACCAUUGUCGGCAAUGCUUUUCGUAUGGCAUACGUGGCGCAGCUUCAGCGCCAACCGAUCCUUCAAGAUGUGAUCUCACCGCAAUCAUCGCCACCCUACCGAAAGGACAAACAGGAGAAUCGAUCUUCGUGGAACAAAUCGCUGGCUGGCGACAGCUCGAUCGCCGGCGCGGGAGGUGUUUGCAGGAAUUCGUCUUCGAAUUCGUGGCUAAAAAGUCGGACGUCGCCCACGUCCAGAACUGGAAGCGGCUCGUCUGCGGCGGACAUGAACGUACAGCUCGGCAGCGCAGGCUCGCCCACGCUGCGACUCGCUAGCGUGAAGACACCGAACUCGAUCCCGGGUCUACGGCCGACGCACAACUUCACCAACGUUCUCGGCCCAAUAACGAACGAGGAUGAGCCAAAGAGUAUCUCUCAGCAGAGCACGCCGAGCAGCGAUGAGAGCAACUCACCUACGGAGCUAAAUUCGUACAAGAGACUAACGGACAAGCCGCCUCUGAUAAAGCGGCUGGCGAUGGGUUUGACAGGUGGACGUGACGUUCUUGGGUUGAACGGUGAGGAUGACAGCUGCCCCCUCGUCAGUGGUAGCAGCACACCGACGAGCCCGUCAAACAGGCCGCAUUCUGGGGGUUAUAUAAACGAGGCGAUCAUCGAGUCCGAGGGCACGAGGCCGGCGUACAACAAGAUACCCCCAUCUGAGAGUCUGGACAAUACCAUCAACGCCUCCAUCACUGCGAAAAAUUUCAAUAUUGAGAACAACAGGAUAGGACAUAAUUCUCCCAGCUCUGGCACGGAAACAGAAUUCAAAUCGAAGAGAAGAUCUCAGAUCAGUACCUCGAGCAGUUCGGUGCCCGCUGAUGGAAGUACACAUGGUUCCACGCCGACCCCACCGCCUCUUCCUGAAAGAACGGAUAGCCUUAACAACCGCAGUGAAGAAGCUGAACUACGAAAGGCUCCCUGGUUUCAAGCUGGAAUACCAAGGGAAAUAACGCUAGAAGUGUUGAGUCAGGAGCCGGAAGGAGCCUUCAUGGUGCGAGAGAGUACCAGUAAACCCGGAUGUUAUGCCCUUUCGCUUCGAGUGCCGCGCGAAUUCCAACCAAGCGGAAUAGCCCAUUAUCUCAUAAUGCGUACGAACAAAGGCUACAAAAUCAAGGGUUUUACAAAGGAAUUCACGACACUGACUGCUCUAAUUACUCACCACUCAGUGAUGCCAGAAUUACUACCAUGUCCUUUGUCAUUAAGUCGAUAUAAUCCAAGCUUUGUGAAAAGCGAUUCCAACAAAGACUUUGCGGACAUCGAUUCGGAUCCCGAUUACAAUACCUUAGCCGACUUUCGCAAAAUGAUGGCUGACCUGAACGUCUAGAAUAAAGCUCUUGUAAUCACAACGAUUUGGAAAAAAUCCAUUCUUUCACCAAUUCUUCGAACCGGACAGUUAAAACUGAAUUCGUUUCUGAGACACUGAGAGAAACUGAAAAAUGUGCUUCACGAUAGAAUUCUACAGGAGAUCGUUCGAAGGAGUUCGUAAAAUCAUCGAAAUGUGUUUUCACUAAACUCGUUUGGUCCUUCGAUCGUGUUUGUCGAUAAAUAAAAAGAAUUAUUAAUAACACGAUUGAUCGAUUAUUCAUUACAACGAUUCACCGCAUCCUCGAGAAUAAAAAAUGUUGUAUGCUCGAAUAAAAUUCAGAACGUUCUCGCGGUGAUAAAUAUUUAUAAGUUAUCAAUAGUGAUAGAGAAUAUAACAUUUAGUAAUUUAAUGAUCGCCACUAUUCGUGAAAAUAACAGCGAAUCAAAAGUCGGAGGACGCACAGCAGGGAAAAACUGAUUCUUUAUUUUGUAGAUUACAUUCUCGAUGUUUUUCGUUCAAUGAACGAAGAUCGAAUGUGGAUUUUGGAUUGAAUUAUUAACAAACGUCUAUUUGUGUAUUAAUAUAUAUUGACGCCAACUCUGCGAUAAAAAAAUUUCGAAGCACGAUUAAUUUGCAGGAUUUUUGAUAAACUAGCUUAUUGUAGCAUUUAGAUCGAAUAAAAAUUAUCAAAAAAAAAAAA